AUGGGCAGAAUCUUUCGCGAAGCAAAACAUGUUAUGUGCUGGCUUGGGAGAGAUGACAGUAGUGUGGCAAAUGAUUGCUUCCGCUUCAUUCGCAAUGCCAGAAUAGCGAUGGAACAGGAGUUUCAACCGGAAUGGACCAUGGGUAAUCUGAUAAGGGACACAAAGCUACUUGGAGUAUCCAAGACUGCCAGAGAAUGGGAUCUUGUUGCUCAACUCUUUGGCAUCUCUUGGUUCCAACGUGUCUGGAUUGUACAAGAAGUAGCACUUGCAAAAGCAUGCUAUCUAUGCUGGGGGACUUACCAAGUCCAUUUCUACGAAGCGCUUAGCGUUGCUAGCUGGUUGGCGUACUCUAUCCAUGCACCGUCUCCCAACAAGGGCGCUAGAGUUGGUAAACUCAUUAGUGAUGUCUUCAUAGACAUCAUGCACACAUUCGACAACCGGCCAACCUGGAGAGAUAUGAUUUUGUUCAGCAAGAUCUUGGAAGAUCUUCAUCCCGCUAGGAAACAGCUCUAUGUGGACCUUUUGUUCUAUGCAAGGUCUCUACAGGUUACGGACCAACGAGACGUAAUUUACUCUUCCCUUGGAAGUCCGCUGGCACAUUCUUUUAACGGGGAGGUGAUGGUCACCCCGGACUACACUGAGCCAUGGGAGCAACAACAGAUCAGGGCAGCAAAGGCUCUCCUGAGAAACUCACGAGAAGGACCCUACGUCCUUUCGAUGAUAAUACAUGACUCUGAGGCGGAGCUUCUGGACGACCAGAUUCCAUCUUGGGUACCGCGGUGGAAUACUUUUGACAAGACGAGUAAUCGCCCAGUGCCUCUCACUUCCACCUACGAAUAUCGUCAAAAGCCCUUUCGAGCUAGUCUUGGAAGUCCCUUGUUCAACCCAACCUUUCCAUCACCAGAUAUCUUGUCUGUAACAGGCUGGAAAUACGAUACUGUGGCCUGGGUAUCCUCCAGACUUAAGUUUGUCGAUCUGCAAGGGGAUCUCGAGGAUUGGAAGCCACACCUGGGAGAAAAGAAUACCACUCCCAUCGAAUUAGCCUGGCUCCAGCUUCUCGACAAGACUUCGAUGCCUCCGGAAGAGUUGAUUAGGCCAUUCAGCGUGACCCUUGCGCGUGGGCGUCCAGCUUCUGACGAUCAUGUUGAUGAUCUGUUGCUGUACUGCGAGAGGCUUCGAAGUAAGGCGGGAACAGAGACAAUCUCUCCAUUCCCUCCAUCAAGUCCUACCCUGGGAGAUCUGUCAAAUGCUGAACGUUCAAUCCCGCGAUCGAGGGAUCGGCGCCUGGCGAUGACAGCACUAGGAAGAAUGGCAUUGGUUCCUUUGAUCGCUGAGGCCAAUGAUAUUUGUUGUAUCGUCCAAGGGAUGGAUGUUCCUAUAGUGCUUCGGAAUGCUACAAAUGGUACUUACUAG
Molecule: messenger RNA, 1413 nt
Organism: Fusarium verticillioides 7600
Lineage: Eukaryota; Fungi; Ascomycota; Sordariomycetes; Hypocreales; Nectriaceae
Exons: 2
Coding region: 1-1413 (470 amino acids)
Source: RefSeq, a predicted model, not a curated record